This is a messenger RNA of Rhodofomes roseus, 1872 nucleotides long. RefSeq lists its product as uncharacterized. Bases 1 to 1872 code for a protein of 623 amino acids. The transcript is spliced from 2 exons. The record is from RefSeq and is a predicted model, not a curated record. Gene Ontology annotation, molecular function: protein binding. NCBI's taxonomy places the organism in Eukaryota, Fungi, Basidiomycota, Agaricomycetes, Polyporales, Fomitopsidaceae.
AUGUAUGCCUCAUCCGUCGCUGGUGCCCCUAUCGACCCACCACGCAUUCGGACCUCCCUCGGUCCGAGGCCUCCCGAACCGACGUCCCCGCCACCUCCAUACGAAGCCCACGAAGCUUACCCGUCCUUCGCACCAAUUGCACCGGGCAUCACUUCGCGCACGAACUCCCUUCCAAGACCUCAGGAGGGCCUUGCAUCAUACGGAGAUAGCUCUCGGUCUCGUGCUCGGAGGCCGGCGCAGAAUCUCUCGAUUCCUCAUCUCCGCGAAGCCAUACACACUCUCGAGUCGAGGAUGGCGUCAUUGCUCAACGAGCGGGACCUCCUCGAAUCGAGGCUGGAGCUGGCAGUCCGUAUGCAGUCGCCCGUCCAACGGCUGCCGGACGAGCUGCUUUCAGCCAUUUUCGAGAUCGGCGUGCUCGACGGAGAAGAGGAGGAUCCCAUCACGCUAGCCAACCUCAUGAUCGUCUGUCGGCAGUGGAAGGACGUCGCGGUGGAUACCCCAGCUCUGUGGUCGCGGAUCCGGAUGGGCACGCGCCAUUCGUUCGACAAGGCGCGAGUCAAGCUGGAGCGUUCGAAGACGGUGCCCCUCUACAUUGGCGUCGACUUCAGUCCACGCGUGGAGUACGGCAAUGUUUCCACAGAAAGCCUCAUGCUAGCCAUGGACCUCCUGCGCCCUGCUAUCUGGCGCUGGAGAACCUUCCACUUGACCGUUCCCAAUAGGCCGCAGGCGCAUGCUGCGUUAACGCGCUGUAGGGAACGUGCACCUCUCCUUGAGGUGAUGUCGGUGCGUAUCUGCCAUUCGAUGCAGGAGGACCCUUUCUCGAGAGCGCCGCCACCGCUUUUUGAGGGCCACACGCCACGCCUACGUUCGUGUUCAUUCACGUCGUUCAACUUCAACUGGGAUACCGCCCUGGUUACGCGACUACGCGUGCUCAAGCUGGGAGGGUAUUGGAACGCACAAUCUCCUUCAGUCGACGUCAUUCUGGGGAUCUUGCGAGCGUGUCCAAACCUGGAAGAGCUUGCGCUCCGCAAUAUGUCCGACAUCGAAACAGAUUCGUGUUCUUUGCCGGACUUCGACCCGUCGGAGCAAGAUAGCCUCGGAGAGCGAUUAGUGCAUGUGGCUGAUGCGAGGCCAGUGCAGCUACCGCGUCUAGUGGAAGCUUCCUUCUACUACUGCGGCAAUGUUCGCACCAGGACUAUCCUCAGUCUGAUUUCCUUCCCAGCGCUCGAGCGGAUCGAGUUAUGUUUCCUAGAUAACGUCUCUCCGAUGCUGGAGUACCUACGACGACAGUCGCUGACGCGGUUACCGCUCCGCCAUCUCCGUAUUGAGUCAAGUUACUUCAACGAGAUGAAGCUUGUCAGGUUGCUCAAGCGACUUCCCGCGCUAAAUAGCCUCGAGUUCGUGGACGCGGAUGACGUCUCGUCGAAUCUUCUCAAGACCUUCGCCACGCCGGCGGCAGCUCAGACAUGGGUUUGCCCCAAGUUGACAAGCGUGUGGCUGGAAGGCUGCACUUCCGUUGAUUGGGAGGCCCUGCGGGCGGUGGUCGAAUCUCGCCUUCCCGCGCAGUCGCGCGCACUUCCACCGCAGAAGCUGUCGCGCGGUAGUUCGUCCUCGGCUUCGACCAGCGUACAGCCAUCAAGGCCAACGUCGUCCGCGUCCGCCUUCGCGUACCAGGCGCACAUCCUGUCUCGAGUUCCCGCUUCUACAUCCUCUGGACAUGCGUCCCUGAUCGGUCCCCGUCGCCUGGAAUCGCUCAAUCUAUCUCGCUGUCACCAGAUCAGCAAGGAGAUGGUGCAGUGGCUUCGUAUGUAUGUGGCCGAAGUGAAGUGCGAGGCCACGAAGGGUGUCUGGGGAGAGCCAGUGACGGUGUAA